AUGAAAUUCCCAAUAGAAAACCCGAGGAAACAAGUGAACUGGGACCCGGAACAAGUGGCAGUCCAGACCAACCUGGCGCCUCCCAAGAAGGCCCAGCCCGGAGCAGUCAAGUCCAGCCUGGUCCAGUCCAGCGUCCAGACCAUGCAGAACCCCAUGGGCUGCGACCCCAAGUCCAGCGGGCACAGCCCCUUACCCCGGCUCUCCAUCUCGUCCCGCUCAGCCUCGGUGGUGACGAGCCUGGACAUGACGCAGGACCCCGCGGCGGCCCUCCACUCAGUGAUGAAGUGGCAGACGGUGCUGGCUGUGUUCGUGGUGGUGUUGGUGUACCUGGUGUGCGGCGGUUUGACGUUCAGCUUCCUCGAGGAGCCGUACGAGAGCCAGCAGAAGACCUUCAUCACCCAGAAGAAGAGGGCGUUUCUGGAGAGGCAUGAGUGUGUGAGCCGAGAGGAGCUGGACAUACUCAUCAAGCAUGCCAUCAAUGCCAUGAAUGCAGGGGUCAGUCCUCUGGGGAACGCCUCACACUUCUCAAGCUACUGGGAUCUGGACGGGGGAUUCUUCUUCGCUGGGACGGUCAUCACUACUAUAGGUUUUGGAAACAUAGCCCCCAGCACAGAGGGGGGUAAGAUCUUUUGCAUCCUGUACGCAAUCUUCGGCAUCCCCCUGUUUGGCUGCCUGCUGGCGGGCAUCGGAGACCAGCUAGGCACGAUCUUUGUCAAGAGCAUCCUCAGAGUGGAGAAGAUCUUCAAGCAAAAGCACCGUCAGAUCAGCCAGACAAAGAUCCGCGUGACGUCAACCAUCCUCUUCAUCCUGGCUGGAUGCUUGGUGUUUGUGACCAUCCCCGCGGUCAUCUUCAAACACAUAGAGAGCUGGAGCACGCUGGAGGCCAUCUACUUUGUGGUCAUCACCCUCACCACCGUGGGUAUCGGGGACUACGUGGCAGGAGGCAACCAGCACAUCGAGUACCGGGACUGGUACAAGCCCCUGGUGUGGCUGUGGAUCAUGGUGGGGCUGGCGUACUUCGCGGCUGUGCUCAGUAUGAUCGGAGACUGGCUCAGGGUGCUGUCUAAGAAGACCAAGGAGGAGGUUGGCGAGUUCAAGGCUCACGCGGCGGAGUGGAAAGCUAACGUCCGCGCAGAAUUCCGCGAGACCCGACGUCGCCUCAGUGUGGAGAUCCACGACAAACUGCAGCGCGCCGCCACCAUCCGCAGCAUGGAGCGCAGACAGCUCGGCCUGGAGCAACGCGCGCACUCCCUGGACAUGCUAUCGCCGGAGAAACGCGCCGUGUUCGCUAGCUUGGACGCAGGACGCUUCAAAACCUCCUCCCAAGAAAGCAUCGACACCAAGCUAAACAACCUCAGGCUAAAGGGCGCGUAUGAGAACCAAGGAACUGACCAAUCGCAACAGGCCGCUUCUGCGUCUGAGGAGAAUUUGUUCAAUUUGAAGUUCGGGUCGCUGGGUAAGCUAGGAAAACGCAAGAACCGCGAGCUGAGGAGGAACAUUGCGGACAACGCGAGGCGGGCGAGUGAGUGUAUCAACAAUACCAGUGCCAUAGGUGGAGAGGAGGACGAGGAAGCGAUGAAGGAGACGGGAGAGAGGAAAGAAGGAAACACAAGCCUCACAAACAUUUACGUGACAGAGCGCAGCAAGUUGAACGGAUUCUUACCCAAAGAUCGCGUCAAUGACUAA
Messenger RNA from Periophthalmus magnuspinnatus, 1686 nucleotides. RefSeq names its product potassium channel, subfamily K, member 10b (gene kcnk10b). The record is from RefSeq and is a predicted model, not a curated record. The coding region runs from base 1 to 1686 and encodes 561 amino acids. Lineage: Eukaryota; Metazoa; Chordata; Actinopteri; Gobiiformes; Gobiidae. Gene Ontology annotation, molecular function: potassium ion leak channel activity. The transcript is spliced from 7 exons. Gene Ontology annotation, cellular component: membrane. Gene Ontology annotation, biological process: stabilization of membrane potential; potassium ion transmembrane transport.